Messenger RNA from Orbicella faveolata, 3826 nucleotides. RefSeq lists its product as uncharacterized. The record is from RefSeq and is a predicted model, not a curated record. Gene Ontology annotation, biological process: SCF-dependent proteasomal ubiquitin-dependent protein catabolic process. Gene Ontology annotation, molecular function: protein binding. NCBI's taxonomy places the organism in Eukaryota, Metazoa, Cnidaria, Anthozoa, Scleractinia, Merulinidae. Gene Ontology annotation, cellular component: SCF ubiquitin ligase complex.
UCCCAAUGUUUUGUGGGACAGGUAAUCAAAAUGGCGGACGAAGAGUGAGUUUUUCAUUCCAAAAGUUUGGUCAAGUUUCUUUGCUGAUUUUUCACCAUGAACCCGCCUGAUUUACGCUACAUCGUCAAAACAACCAUUCUAAAGUAUUUAGUUUGUAGCAGUGACAUCUCACGAGAUCAUUUGGUGAUGCUGGAGUAUUUUCGAGGUUGGGGUCAAGGUGUUUUCGGCGACGACAUUCUUACACAGAUCAUUGAAGACUUUCCCAGUCAACUUACUGAUGAACUGCUAGUUAUUCUGACACCUCCUCAUCUAAGACAUCUAAAACUCACCAACUGCACUCGUCUGUCGUGCAAUGGACUUCAAAAGACAGUCGCGAAGUGUCAACAGCUCCAGGCACUUGACUUCAGUGAAUGUGUUCAUCUUCUUCAUCCAACUGUAUUUUGCUGUAUCAGAGAAAAAGCUACAAACCUAGUGUCUCUGUCCUUAGAAAAUUCAGAAGUUGUCUCUGAUGACAUAGUUCAGGUGGCCUUGAUGUGCUGUCCUUUCUUGAAACAUCUCAACCUUUCCAGCUGUAAAAGCAUAACUGAUGCUGCUUUUGCACUCUCUAAUACCAAGAACAACACAUCAAGUACAGCUUCUUCUAAUAACUCACCUCAACCUGGACGUAGUCUCACCAGCAUUGAUAUAUCAGGUUGUCAGUCACUGUCAGCUGUUGCAGUAAAAUAUCUUGUGGGUUUAUGUGGGGCUAAUCUAACCAGCAUCAGUCUUGCUUGGACAGGAAUCAAUUGCACAGCACUGCUGUAUCUGGCAGGACUGAACAUGGAAAAAGUGGCAAAGAUGAUGUGCUGUGCCGAUCUUGUACAAACUGAUUCUGUUCCAUCAUCAAGUGAGGCAAAACAGAAACUUGCAUGUGCUAAUCUUGAUGAGUCAUGCAAGGCAUUGUAUGGCAGUCAAGACUUCUCAACACAAGGCUUUUUAGGUUCUAAUCCAGUAGAAAAGUCUGCAGAAGAUACUUAUGGCUUCAGUGAUAGUCAACUGAAUGAGAUGGAAGUGUCAACACUCAAGAAUGUCCUACCCAUCACAUGUGAACCUUCAUUGUUGCAAUCAACAGAGGGCAUCCUACAUCUACAAGAAUCAAAUGAACCUUCUGAGGUGCCUUGCCAUGAAGAGUUGACCUCUGAUGUUGAUUUAAUACAUACAUGUAGUAGUUUCCUACCAGAAAAGGUAACAAGCAGCACAGUGCAUGAAAAGGAGAGCACAUUAAGUGAUGAACAGUUACGAGAAACAGAAGAUAAAGAAACAUGUGUGCAUAGUGAUGAAGACAUCGUGAAGAAAGCUGCUGAUAUGGAAAGAACAUUUCAAUGCUGGGAUGUUCCUUCUGAAGUUGAACCUUUGAAGGACUCAAAAAUGAAAGAUGAAUCUUUCAACAAUGUGUUAUUACCUUCUGUUCAAGAACAGAGUCUCUUAAAUGGAUUGAAGACUGUGCUCAUGAAAAGAGAGCACAGUAUCGAAAGAAAUCCCACAACAUUGACUACUACUAAGAAAUCUAUUGGAGAACUUGAAACAGAGGACAUUCCUGAAGAUGGGUUUGAUAUCGAGAGUCAUCCUGUGGAAGAUCAGUUUAACCAUGGUUAUGCAGUUGGAAUGAGCAGUUUGAGAAUGGAGUGUGACAUUCCUAGCAUGCCAACAGUAGUGUUGACACUUCCAAGCAUUCCAUUGGUCAAUGGAAUGGAGCCUGAAACUCCUACAAUACCUUGUGAGAAAGUCAAGGUGAAGGAGUCAGUUGUUAUAAGUGAAGAAUCUGGCCAUCCAAUUGUGACACCAGCAGGAGUGAAACAUGAGAACUCUGUUUGUCCAAUCAUACCUUCAGUGGAAUUACACAAAAUGGAUGAAGAAGCAGAAUGUGAGGAACCCAGAAUACAUUGUAAGGUGGAAGGAGUGGAGAAAUCUGUUUUGCCCAUGGUACCUUGUAUGAAAGAAACAGACUACAAUAAUGACAGCCUUUCCACCAUUCCAUGCAUAAUGUCUGAAACUGCUGAAUCGUCCACUUCAUCUAUCACUGCUCGCAAAGAUGAAAAGGGAAGGGAAUUUGACCACUCUAUUACAACUUUUUGGGAAGAUGAAGCUGUGUUACUUGAUUGUGAGACAGAACAGGAUGAACAAUCAAGUUACUCUGUAAUAGUUCCUGAUAUAGGAGCCACUGCAGAGAAAAGUUUGCAAGACUGUACAUUGUCACACAGCAAAGUCAUUCAAGUUACUGAUUUGCUUCAAGCACAGUUGUUUCAGCCACAAAUUACAAGUUUGGACAUCACUAACAUGUGGUAUCAGAGCAAACCUUUAGGUCAAGCAUGCUUGAAGAUAUUUUCAGAUGCCAACAAAUGUUUGAAGAAUUUUGCAGUUUCGUGGUCUGAAUUGGAUGACAGAAUGUUGACAUAUCUCCUCAAAAAUGAACCUGAGCUGGAGUGUUUGUCUCUGGUUGACUGUGAAAAGCUUAGCAAUAUUUCUCUGAGCUCCAUUCCUAUACACUGCCCCAAGCUGAGCAGUUUUGACCUCAAGGGUAUGUGUUAUGUUACUGAUCAUGGUCUCAUGCCCCUGACAAGGAGCAAUCAUCUUCAAUCAUUGUCUCUGGCUGAAGCUCCCAUCACUGAUUGUACACUUGACACCAUAGCAAAGGGAUGUGGAGCAAAGUUAAAAGUCUUGGAUAUUUCUUGGUGUGAAGACGUCACAGAUCAGGGAAUGUCAAUCAUCGCAAAAAGCAGUUGUUCCCUUCAACACCUCGGCCUGCGCCAAUGUGCUGCCUCUAAGCUCACUCUUAACACACUUGCGAAUAAUUGCCAUCUUGUUUCAUCGCUAAACAUUGCUGGAAUUGACAACUUAACAGACGCAGCACUCGGCAGCUUGGCGGAAAACAUGCCGCUGCUUACAGAAAUAGAUGCGAGCUGGAAUUCGAGUUUGUGUGACACGGGGAUCAGCGCCCUGUUAAGAUGCUGCAACAAGCUCAAAAAGGUGGUUUUAUGUGGAUUAAAACUCAUCACUUCUCAGCCCUUCCUGGGGAUUAUUGGAGAUUUGAAACGCUGGCAGUUGUUGGAAGAGUUAUGGCGGUGCAGCAGGAGACCCCAGACUAGUUCCUCUCAAGGGAAAGUUGCUUUGAAGACCUGUGACUUGGAAACAGCCAAAUCACUGGGAGAUGAGAUCCCAUCUCGCUCCAUGUCUUACGCGCCAUCGUUACGUCAUAUGGUACUUGAGUACAGCGACAAAGUGAACGAUGACCACCUGGCAGCAAUUGUAGCAGUCUGUAGGGGAACUUUGUAUGUGAAAGAUUAUUAUGGACAGCAAAUUGAACCCAAAUGGAUAUUUCGAUAAAUUAGCAACUAAUAAUAUGUAGUAACAAUUGGACCUAGGUUUUCAUUCAUUAGGACAAACACUUCCCUUUGCCCGUUCCCUUUUCAUCCAUAUCGCUUGUGCAAGUCAGUUGAUUUAAGAUGCCUUCCCAUCGUUAGAUAAUAAUAGCAAUCAUUUUGAUCAAGCUUUUUCAGUCCAAAUAUAGAAAUGUUGUCCUUGUUCAGUUGUCUUUGUUCACACUCGAACCAAAUAUUUCAACACCUGACCAUGUACAGUGGAAGCAAAAUCUCACUUAAUGGCCUUAAUAAAGGUAAUUAAUGCGAUGGACAACCACUGACACAGAAAACGAUAACCUGCAACUGGAAUGACAUUUAGAGUAGAGGAGACCGAGUAACUGUAUGGGAGCUAGAAAAAUACCUCUGAGAACGACGAAGAACUAGAACUCCUGUAAAAGACCCUUCAUUAAAAGAAUACUUUCUCGACU